UCGUUUUAUGCUAUCUUUCGGCAAGAUCCGUCGGCGUCUUCCCUCAUUUCCUUCUUCGAUAGCUUCUGUGAUUCAAGAAAAUAUUUUGAUAAAUAGGGAUUCAAUGAUAGCCUUAACAACCUCUUUUUCGCCUAAAACCCAACACAUUUUAUAUUCCAACAUCUACAAUACGAUCAUAUAUUGGCACAAAAUCUGGUAAAAGGAGACACAAAAAGGCUACCUUUUUUCUCAGAUUUUCAAAUUGCAAGAGCAGUAGAGUUCACCAUUUUAUAAGCUGAAAGAUCCCCUCACUAUGCAUUGAGAAUGGACAGUGUUUCUUUAAGAGCUAUUCGAAGACCAGACCGUAACCAUCUUCAAUCUAGAGAUGGUAAGGAAGGCUUCCUUGCAAGUGGGAAGUUAUACCACGACUCCCCAAUGAGGAUUAUAUGGAAAAGGGGCUUCAUUCGGUUGGUUCUUGUGGCCGGAAUUAUUUGGGGGAUGCUCAUUCUAACCGCAUUGUUAUUUCAUGCUUGGUCUUGCCAGUCUUCUAUUGCUUUCUUUUCAGCCCUUUGUAACAAAAGCAGUAAAAUAUAUGAAGUAAUUCAGAGUAUGGGACUUGUGACACCUCCACAUCGUUGUCCUAUUCCUGUAGCAGAUGAUCCAAAUAAGAUUGUUAUUCCAAAAAGGAGAUCUCCGGAAAAGUAUGUGCAAUCACUUUCUUACUUUAUGGAGGAUGUGACAGCAACCAACGGAUCUCAGUCGCCCCCUUUGUUUGGAGGAAAUAUAACAUGGAAACAGAGAGAUGAGAGCUUUAAAAUAAAACCAAACAUGAAGGUGCACUGUGGCUUUAUACGAAAUGGUGGUGCAGAAAUGGCUCAGAAAGACAUCAAAUAUGUCAAGAAGUGUCGGUUCGUUGUUGCCUCUGGUAUUUUUGAUGGGUAUGAUGCACCUCACCAGCCAUCAAAUAUAAGUGCACGUUCUCAGAAGCUCUUUUGCUUUCUUAUGGUUGUCGAUGAAGUAUCCCUCGAGUUCAUCAAGAAAAAUGUUACUGUUAGAGAGGACAACGAAGGGGGAGAAUGGGUUGGUAUCUGGCGUUUGAUUCUAUUGAAGAAUCCUCCGUAUGAUGAGCCUAGAAGGAAUGGAAAAGUUCCAAAAAUAUUAACCCACAGAUUAUUUCCUCAAGCACAGUACAGCAUCUGGAUUGAUGGUAAAAUGGAGCUGAUAGUUGACCCAUUGCUAUUACUUGAAAGAUACUUGUGGCGUGAGAAGAAUACGUUUGCAAUUGCUCAGCACAAGCAUCACCGCAAUGUGUACGAAGAGGCUGAUGCAAACAAAAGGAGAAAGCGAUAUGCUCGUCCUCUGAUUGAUCUUCAUAUGAAGAUAUAUCGCUACGAGGGAAUGGAACCAUGGAAUCCAAAGAAAAGCACUCCUAGUGAUGUUCCAGAAGGAGCCGUCAUCAUACGAGAACAUACUGCACUGAGUAAUUUGUUUAGUUGCUUGUGGUUCAAUGAAGUUCACCUCUUCACACCGAGAGAUCAGCUGAGCUUUGGGUAUGUUGUCUAUAGGUUAGGAGGCCUAUUCAAAUUUUUUAUGUUUCCUAAUUGUGAGUAUAACUCCAUCUUUAUUUUGCACAAUCAUACCCGUGAACAUUCAUCCAAAGUAGAGUGGGUAAAAUCUUUGGAUGAAUUUAAGAAGAAAACUGGUUUGAAAGAGAGUAGGGGAGGAUUAGGGUUGUGGAUUCCUUAUCCAGGGAAUUUGGAUUCGGUUGUAUUACCAUCUGUAAAGAGAACUUCAAAAGCUGGAUGAGAAUGGAGUUAUAUUUCUAUUUCACAUUUUGGGUUUUGCCUACCCACCCAAUUAUGAAGAACAGUGUAAUGCAUUGUAUUAUCCUUCAUCAGUUUUGAGGCUUUCUUUGGAGUU
This is a messenger RNA of Nicotiana tabacum (common tobacco), 1899 nucleotides long. RefSeq names its product putative hexosyltransferase MUCI70. The record is from RefSeq and is a predicted model, not a curated record. NCBI's taxonomy places the organism in Eukaryota, Viridiplantae, Streptophyta, Magnoliopsida, Solanales, Solanaceae.